UUUGACAGCUCAAUUGACCGCCAUGAAUAACAAGAUUGAUGCUAUGUCAAUAUCAAGGGUAGAGCCCGUGGUUGAAGAACAAACUAGCUUCGAGGAUGUGAACUACAUCAACAACAACAACAACCGAGGCCAAGGGAAUUUCCGGCCUUCACAUCAAGGUGGUUAUCAAGGCCAAGGGCAAGGGCAAUACAAUCAAGGAUUUCAAACAAAUCGCCACCCAAAUCUUGCCUAUGGUAAUCCCAAUAACUUCUUGCAACCACCGCCCGGAUUUGCGGUGAGUGAUGGCAUGAUCAAGGAAGAGAAGAAGCUCAACCUUGAAGAGAUCUUAAUGAAAUUCAUGACGGCCACUCAAGCCCACAUGACAAGAACCGACGAAAGGUUAGAGGCUCAAGCAACCCAAUUGAAAAUGCUUGAGAUGAAAGUGGGACAAAUUGCUGAAUCCUUAAGCAACCAACAUCAAAAGGGGCAAUUUCCGAGUAACACCGUUGUGAAUCCAAAAGAACAUUGCAAGGCUAUCACUAUAAGAAGUGGGAAGAUACUUGAAGAGUCCAAGAUACCUCCGGAAGUCAAGAACAAUGAUGAGAACAUUUCCUCAAAAAUGCAAGGCGAUAAGGAGAAGGAGAAAGAUGUGUACAAGGCACCACCACCUUAUUGCCCACCAAUUCCAUUCCCUCAAAGACUUCAAAAGAAAAAUGUGGAGAGUGAGUUCUCUAAAUUCCUUGAGAUCUUUCGGAAGGUACACAUCAACAUCCCCCUUGUUGAAGCUUUGCAACAAAUGCCCAAGUAUGCAAAAUUUCUCAAGGAAGUUCUAUCCAAGAAGAAGAAAUUAGAAGAAUUUGAGACGGUCAACCUCACCGAAGAAUGUUGUGCCAUUCUUCAAAAGAAGCUACCCAUCAAGAUCAAGGAUCCCGGGAGCUUUACUAUCCCAUGUGAUGUUGGAAAUGGUCGUUUUGGAAAGGCCUUGUGUGAUUUGGGAGCAAGCAUAAAUUUGAUGCCUCUCUCCAUCUUCAACAAGCUUGAAAUAGGAACCAUUAAGCCAACCACGAUUGCUUUGCAAAUGGCGGACCGUUCCGUUUCAUAUCCAAAAGGGAUAGUGGAGGAUGUCUUGGUGAAGGUUGACAAAUUCAUUUUUCCGGUGGAUUUUGUGGUGUUGGAUAUGGUUGAGGACAAGGAUGUACCUUUGAUCCUUGGACGUCCAUUCUUGGCGACGGGGAGGGCCCUAAUUGAUGUUGCAAAGGGCAAGCUCACAUUGAGAGUGAAUGAUGAGAGUGUUACCUUCUCAAUCCACAAAGCUCCCAAGCACAAAGAUGGGGAAGAAAGAAUGAGAGUGGAGGAAUGCAAAUUGAUGCAAGUGAUUGAACCUUGCAUCAACAUGAAAGAAAAAUUGAAGGGAGAAAGGAAAGAGGAGGAAGCCCAAGGCUUGGAGUUGAAGCUUCUCCCCACACACUUGAAGUAUGCAUUCUUUGGUGAGAAUGAGAUACAUCCAAUGGGGCAAGACCGUGUACUCCAACUCAAAGAGUUAGAUGAGUAUCACGCAUUUGAGAAGUCAAGCCUCUACAAGGAGAGGAUAACAAGUGCUAAUGACGAGAUGAUGCAAAAACGGGAGUUUGCACCCGAUGAUGAAGUCCUUCUCCUCAUCUUUCGUCAAUCACUACCUCCAGAAAAGCCAAGAUCAAAAUGGACGGGUCCUUUCAAAAUCAACAAGGUUUUCAACAAUGGAGCAAUUGAAUUGAGAAAGAAGGAUGAAAGAACCUUUGUGGUUGAGAAGGAAAGAAUCAAGGCAUUUUUGCCUUUGAAACCAAAAGUUGAAGUGUUCGUUGGAACCACCCCCGAGCCAUAACACCAUCAUGGAGACGUCUAGCUCAUGACGUUAAACUAAGCGCUAGUUGGGAGGCACCCCAACAAGGUACCCUUUAAUUUUUGUAUGGUUUAUUUUAUUUUUAUUUUUAUUUUUUAUAUGUU
Molecule: messenger RNA, 1962 nt
Organism: Salvia miltiorrhiza (redroot sage)
Lineage: Eukaryota; Viridiplantae; Streptophyta; Magnoliopsida; Lamiales; Lamiaceae
Exons: 1
Coding region: 23-1840 (605 amino acids)
Source: RefSeq, a predicted model, not a curated record